AGGCACCCGCCGACCCGGAAGGAGCUGAGAGCUGGGGGCCCUGGCAGCCAUAGCGCUUUGCACAGCCAGCUUGGAGAGUGUAGGACGAGCACGGAGCAGGGUUGCGUUCUCUGGAGUCGCAGACCCUGUAAGAUCUGGAUAUGUCCUUCAUAUUUGACUGGAUUUACAGUGGUUUCAGCAGUGUGCUGCAGUUUCUAGGAUUGUAUAAAAAAACUGGUAAACUGGUAUUCCUUGGAUUGGAUAAUGCGGGGAAAACAACGUUGCUACACAUGCUGAAAGAUGACAGGCUUGGCCAGCACGUCCCAACACUACAUCCCACUUCAGAAGAGCUUACUAUUGCUGGAAUGACAUUUACAACUUUUGAUCUGGGUGGGCACGUGCAAGCCCGAAGAGUAUGGAAAAACUACCUUCCUGCUAUCAAUGGCAUUGUAUUUCUUGUGGAUUGUGCAGACCAUGAAAGGCUGUUAGAAUCAAAAGAAGAACUUGAUUCACUAAUGACAGAUGAAACCAUUGCCAAUGUGCCUAUCCUAAUUCUUGGAAACAAGAUUGACAGACCUGAAGCCAUCAGUGAAGAGCGGUUACGAGAGAUGUUUGGGUUAUAUGGUCAGACAACAGGAAAGGGCAGCGUGUCACUGAAGGAACUGAACGCCCGGCCUCUGGAAGUGUUCAUGUGCAGUGUGCUGAAAAGGCAGGGCUAUGGAGAGGGCUUCCGCUGGAUGGCGCAGUACAUCGACUAGCAGCGGCCAGCCCACACUGCAGCCCUCAGAGAUCCAUCCCCCAAUGUGCAUAACUUGAAUUCAAUAGACUUUUGUUGGUUCCAGAAUAGGUGUUUUUAGAUUAUUAAUAUAUCUACCUGAGUGGGAAUUGCAAACUGAUUCAAGUUUGAAUAUCACAAUGUUAGCUUUCUAAUUCCACACAGAUAGUUUUUACAGUUUCUAACCCCACAUCAACCCAUCACCGUUUAUAAAGAUCAGCUUCCCAUCGGUACAUUUGAAGCACUUUUUAACGAUGUGAAACUACAAAUAUAAACCAUAUUUAAAAGCUCAUCAUGUGAAACUUUUAUGUACUUUCUGGAAAUAGUUUUUCAAUUUUAGAUUGUCUGCCUAUCUUGUGUACAGUUAAAAUCUGCUUAUCAGUGAUUGCAUGAUGCCUCACGGUUCUCAAGACGACUUUUUCUUAUGCAAACGUCAUGCAAUAAAACAAACUCCAACGUU
This is a messenger RNA of Apodemus sylvaticus (European woodmouse), 1214 nucleotides long. It is a transcript of the gene Sar1b, whose product is annotated as secretion associated Ras related GTPase 1B. Gene Ontology annotation, molecular function: GTP binding; GTPase activity. The transcript is spliced from 7 exons. Gene Ontology annotation, biological process: intracellular protein transport; vesicle organization; membrane organization. Bases 141 to 737 code for a protein of 198 amino acids. NCBI's taxonomy places the organism in Eukaryota, Metazoa, Chordata, Mammalia, Rodentia, Muridae. Gene Ontology annotation, cellular component: endoplasmic reticulum exit site; COPII vesicle coat. The record is from RefSeq and is a predicted model, not a curated record.